AUGAAACCCGCAACUGCAAAACAACACAACACUAAACGGGUUCACAAACUUCCUAAACUCACAAAUACACAAUUACCAUCUUCUUCAACUUCCAAAUCCACAUGGAAUAUUAUUAAAAAUCCAUUAAGUGGAAGAACUAGAAUUAGCCAGGCUUGUGAUAGGUGCAGAGCCAGAAAGAUAAAAUGCUCUGGAAAAUCUGAGAUGCAUCCAAGGUGCACAAAUUGUAAGAAUGAUGGCUUUCAGUGCAUUGUGUCCGAUAAAUUGGCCAGAAAUUCAUUCCCAAAAGGAUACACAAAGAAUUUGGAGAAGAAACUUCUAGAUGUAGAACUAGAACGCAAUAAAUUGACCCUCGAAUUGAAAGCGGUGAAGAAACAGCUCGAAGCAGCUCAGCAAAUGAGAAAACUACCAUCUGACCAACACACUGAUCCCUUUUCCGGAAGAAAAAUCACUAAUUUGGUGAAGUCACAAUCGAAGUCAAGCAUAAAAACAAAUCAUGAAGGACUUUUUGAUUUGGAACAGUUCAUUGUUUUUCCAUUCAAUAAGUUGCUUCAGAGGUUCCAUUUAAAAUCAUUCAGCGGUUAUAAUCCUUCUAAAUCAAAAAAGAACAUUGAUAAAUCUCGGCUUAUUCCAAAUGAAAGCAACGCUUUUGGUACAAAAGAGGAUCCAGAAAUAGAGGUGUUGCAGAAUUAUCACAUGAACCUCAAUAGAUACUUGAACUUGAUUUUAUACAAGUUGAUUCUUCCCUCAUUUUCAGCAGGAACUUCUGACAAUCGGGGAAAGCUUUCCUCUAGUGGGAGUAGAAAUAAUUUGGAUCACCUUAUUUGGCUUUUCUUCAACAUCUACAACAAAUUGAUUCCCAUCUUGGAUUUUGAGCUAUUCUACAAUGAUUAUUUAACGUUCAUUAACAAAUAUACACUCCAGAAGUCUACAUAUGUGGAAAAUGGAGAAACAAAAAGACGUUACUAUACAUUUUCCCCGAAGGAACAGGAUCUUCUGAUAAAGCUCAUUUUAAUCCUCAAGUUCACCUUGGCUGAACCAAGAGGUUCUUUUCUGUCAUCCAUUCCGAACUUUCGCUCCUUUAACCAACUUGAAGAGUCGAUCAAAUUGAUCAACUUGAAGAAUUUAAAGCUUAUGUUGGGAAACAUCAAUUUUUCAACUGAUAUCACGUUAGACAAGGUUGAAAUCGCUUUAUUGCUUUUCUACUAUUUGGUGAAGUUUGAGAACUAUAAUGUUUUUCCUCAAACUCAAAUUGGUUCCGGUGGUCAGGGUUUCAAGGCAAAUUUUCUUCGGGAUGUAAUUCAGUUGUGUAUAUCAUUGGUGAAAAAUCUACAUCUUGAUAGCAAUGCAUCAAAUAUCGUGUUAGGGAAAAGUAAAUGUUCCAAUAGUCAGCUGAUUAAGAUUCAAAGACUUAAAUUGUACUGGGACUACAGAAUUUUGAUGAAACUCACAGAGACAUAUUUCAACAUUAAUCUUAAUUCUGCUGUCUGGAAUUUUGAUGAUAGUUUCAAUGAGCCAGAGAGCUUAGAAAGUAUACAUUUUGUGUGUACGGAUAUUGAGGUUACUCUUCAACUCGUCAAUCUUCUUAAGAUAACACCAAUUAAUGUUCUUAAUCCAGAUGGUAUGAAAGACAGUUUAAAGACGUUUGAUGAAAGCAUGCAGGAAUGGUGUAAAGGAGUGGAAGCAAUGAAAACAGAGGAUAACAAUACAGCUAUUCUGAAGCUCAAGACUUACUACUACUAUUUCAUGAUAGUAACGCAUCUUGAUUCUCCGGCAGAUGUUUUAUGCAAGCUACUGAUGGAGUACAUGGAGAUUGCAUACGAGCUUGUUUUCUCAGGAAAGAACUUCAACCUAAAUCUUGAAAAUGCUGAGAACUUGUGCAUGCAUAGUUUCAACUUUCAUCUUCUUUGCUUGAUUGGAUUUCUUGUGGUUGGAAAUGGAUCUACUUGCCCUGAAACUUUAAAGAGUAAGAUGAUGAAAAUAUUCAAUCUCUACGAAUUUCUAGUGACUGUGAAAUAUAUGAAUCCUGUGUUGUGUGACCUUAUUGAAUACAUCAAACAUAAGAAUGAAUUUGGCGGACCUACAGAAACAAGUUUCCAGGAAAACUUGGAUUUCCUUUCUUAUUCUUUGGGAAAACCAUCAUCUUCCACGUUUCAAUCAGGUGUUAAUUCUUUCAGGGAGAUGCUGAAACAGAAAGAUCAAGGAAGUCUUGAAGAUAUGAGUUUCCAAUUUCCCACUGAGAUUAAUUACGGACGGAAUGGGCGGAAUAACUCAAAAAGAAUUAGAUCUUGUGCAACUGUGUAUAAUCAGCCAUCACCAAAGAGUACAGAUACUUCUAUAACUGCCUAUUCAGUUCCCUCCUUAUUUUCAUCUGGUCCGUAUCAAAGAGUUCAGGUUAAAAAGGAAAUGGAUUCUAUUGAUUUGAAGACAAGAUCUCUUUCUGUCGAUACAACUGCGCUUAUGCAAAAUAGGAAUGUUUCAGAUAAGACCACUAAUGAGAAGAUAUUCUCUAGAUGCCAGUCAGAAAACGGAACAAACAAUGUAAUGGCGGAAUUGGAGCCAAAUGGACAGGUGAAACUUCCAGUAUCUCUAUCUGGUUUUUUAAAUGAGAUAAACAAUUUUAAGUCUGGAACCUCUGAACCGCCCAAUUAUCCAAAGGAAAAUAGCACAUUACCUACCAUUCCAUCAGAAUCAAACCUAGAAGCAUCACUAGCUCAAGCGGAAAGAAUGGCAUCUUCAGCAAAUCAAUUGGACUCAAUUGGUGGCUUCAGCAUGGUUGAGCCAAGAACUCCUCAUGGUGUACCUUUCAGGGAUAGUGAUGACUUGAUCAAGUUGAAGGAAAGAGUGAUGAAUAUGAAGGCGACAAUGAGAGGGUGA
Messenger RNA from Brettanomyces bruxellensis, 2874 nucleotides. RefSeq lists its product as uncharacterized. Gene Ontology annotation, molecular function: zinc ion binding; sequence-specific DNA binding; DNA-binding transcription factor activity, RNA polymerase II-specific. The record is from RefSeq and is a predicted model, not a curated record. The transcript has a single exon. NCBI's taxonomy places the organism in Eukaryota, Fungi, Ascomycota, Pichiomycetes, Pichiales, Pichiaceae. Gene Ontology annotation, biological process: positive regulation of transcription by RNA polymerase II. The coding region runs from base 1 to 2874 and encodes 957 amino acids.